This is a messenger RNA of Botrytis porri, 501 nucleotides long. RefSeq lists its product as uncharacterized. Lineage: Eukaryota; Fungi; Ascomycota; Leotiomycetes; Helotiales; Sclerotiniaceae. Bases 1 to 501 code for a protein of 166 amino acids. The record is from RefSeq and is a predicted model, not a curated record. The transcript is spliced from 3 exons.
AUGAUCUUUACAAAACCAUCCAUUAUCGUUCCACUCUUGCUGGGUGCAUCUUUGACUUCAGUGAUCCCAACUCCUGAAUUGGUACCCAGAACUCCUGGGGAAGUUCUUAACGAUUAUGAGGGCAUUUCUCUCGACGGUAUCUCAGGCGUAAUGAGUGCUGCACUUAUCACCGCUCUCUACAACCAGCUUUCCUAUUCCAAUUUCUAUGCGGUGCGCCAGACUGCUGCCGUUGGAAGCAAUAUUUCCACUCUAGCAUCCGUUUAUGCUGGUUCUACGGUCGCUCCUUUCAAGCCUAACUCCGCAUACUUCGGAUGUGUUGUGAACAGCGAUUCUGCCGUGUGUCCAGGUGUAUAUUGUACUGUGGAAGUUACAGCUUAUAGACCGGAUGGUACACCAAAUACUGAUAAAGCAGGAUGCUCGUUUGUUGGCGGGAAUACUCGUAAGUGUACUCGAUUGCCAAUAUUUCAUGAAGCGCAUUGUGGAAAUACUUCCAAGUCCUGA